Molecule: messenger RNA, 707 nt
Organism: Diabrotica balteata
Lineage: Eukaryota; Metazoa; Arthropoda; Insecta; Coleoptera; Chrysomelidae
Source: the annotation of a GenBank genome assembly
GGUAAAAAUCAAUCUGGAAUAUACGUCAUAAAACCCAAAACAAGCAGUAAACCAUAUUCUGUUCUUUGCGAUAUGCAAACUAGAGGCGGUGGUUGGACUUACAUUCAGAAUAGAUUUGACGGGUCCCAGGAUUUUUAUCUUCCAUGGAGAGACUAUAAGUUUGGUUUUGGUGAUCUAGAUGGUGAAUUCUGGAUGGGAUUAGAAAACAUUUAUCAUAUGACAGGAUUCGAAACAACUGAACUCCUCAUUGAAUUAACGGAUAGGGACAUGAAAACCGCUUAUGCACAGUACAAAUCAUUUGCAAUUGGACCUGAGAAGGAUGGUUAUAAAAUAAGCACAAUAACUGGGUUUUCAGGAGAUGCAGGAGAUGCUCUGACUCAACACUUAAAUCAUAAGUUCUCUACUUUUGACGUAGAUCAAGAUGGACACGCCACAAAUAAUUGUGCACAAAUAUACGAGGGCGGAUGGUGGUACACUAAUUGUCACUCCAGCAACCUUAAUGGAAAACAUAUGAACAAACCCCUUUCCGAUGCCUACAAAUUUCAUGGACUGAACUGGAAUGGAUUUAGAGGACACGAUUAUAAUUUAGCUGCUUCAAAAAUCAUGAUACGUCCAGUUGUAGAAUAAAUAAUACACUAUUUUACUAAAUAACUUUCAAAUAUUGUGUCUUGUAUUUACCUUAACUAAAUAAAUAUUUUUAUGGCGUU